CGUUAUGUUCGUGCCAGUGCUGGCGGCCCUGUGCGCCGGGUUGCGCCUGGCGCUGGGGGUGCGCGGGGCCCCGUGCGAGGCGGUGCGCAUCCCCAUGUGUCGCCAGAUGCCCUGGAACAUCACGCGGAUGCCCAAUCACCUGCACCACAGCACGCAGGAGAACGCCGUGCUGGCCAUCGAGCAGUACGAGGAGCUGGUGGACGCCAACUGCAGCUCGGUGCUGCGCUUCUUCCUCUGCGCCAUGUACGCGCCCAUCUGCACCCUGGAAUUCCUGCACGACCCCAUCAAGCCCUGCAAGUCGGUGUGCCAACGCGCGCGGGACGGCUGCGAGCCGCUCAUGAAGGUGUACAACCACAGCUGGCCCGAGAGCCUGGCCUGCGACGAGCUGCCGGUCUACGACCGUGGGGUGUGCAUCUCGCCUGAAGCCAUCGUCACAGAACUCCCAGAGGAUGUAAAGUGGAUAGACAUCACGCCAGACAUGAUGGUUCAGGAACGGCCUCUUGACCUUGAUUGUAAACGUCUAAGUCCAGAUCGGUGCAAGUGUAAAAAAGUAAAGCCAACUCUGACGACAUAUCUGAGCAAAAAUUACAGUUAUGUCAUUCAUGCCAAAAUAAAAGCUGUGCAGAGGAGUGGCUGCAAUGAAGUAACUACAGUGGUGGAUGUGAAAGAGAUUUUCAAAUCCUCAUCACCCAUUCCUCGAACUCAAGUCCCGCUCAUUACAAAUUCUUCCUGCCAAUGUCCUCACAUCUUGCCCCACCAAGAUGUGCUCAUCAUGUGCUAUGAGUGGCGUUCAAGAAUGAUGCUCCUUGAAAAUUGUUUAGUUGAAAAAUGGAGAGAUCAGCUUAGAAAAAGAUCUACACAGUGGGAGGAAAGGCUUCGUGAACAACAACAGACAUUUCAGGAAAAGAAGCAAACAACGGUGCGCACCAGUCGUAGUCAUCCCCCGAAACCGAAAGGAAAGCCUCCUGCUCCUAGACCAGCCACCCCCAAGAAAAGCAUCAAAACAAGGAGUGCCCAGAAGGGAGCAAACCUGAAAAGAGUGUGA
Suncus etruscus (white-toothed pygmy shrew) is the source of this 1045-nucleotide messenger RNA. RefSeq names its product secreted frizzled related protein 4 (gene SFRP4). The record is from RefSeq and is a predicted model, not a curated record. Gene Ontology annotation, cellular component: cytoplasm. Gene Ontology annotation, biological process: canonical Wnt signaling pathway; non-canonical Wnt signaling pathway. Lineage: Eukaryota; Metazoa; Chordata; Mammalia; Eulipotyphla; Soricidae. Gene Ontology annotation, molecular function: Wnt-protein binding. Bases 5 to 1045 code for a protein of 346 amino acids. The transcript has 6 exons.